Messenger RNA from Miscanthus lutarioriparius, 417 nucleotides. NCBI's taxonomy places the organism in Eukaryota, Viridiplantae, Streptophyta, Magnoliopsida, Poales, Poaceae. The record is from the annotation of a GenBank genome assembly.
AUGGAUCCCAAGGGCGAGAGUGCGCGCGGCGAGGGCGAGGGCGACGACCUCGACCUCAACCUCUCCCUGCAGCCGACCUUAGCGCCCGAGCCGGAGCCGGAGCCGCCGGGUUACUUCUCCUGCACCUACUGCGACAAGAAAUUUUACUCCUCGCAGGCACUCGGCGGCCACCAGAACGCCCACAAGUUCGAGCGCAGCGUGGCCAAGCGCGCCCGCGAGCUGGCUGCCGCUCGCCGCGCGGGCCAGGGCGGCGAGCGCGCCAGUGCGGCCGAGGAGGAGGCGAGGAUGGGGAAGGAAAUGGGCAUUGCGAGGUCGGUCUCGGCACCAAGCUCCUCGUCAUCGCACCAGAUCAGGGCGUCCCCGGAGGCAAGCAGGAAUAAUCUCACCGACGACAUCGACCUCUCCUUGAAGCUAUGA